GACCCCCAGACACACAGAGACACGCUCCCCACUUGGGUUUCAUGGAUUCCCAGCCCAGCUGCGUGGUGGUAACUGGUUUUGGGCCCUUCCGGCAGCACCUGGUGAAUUCCAGCUGGGAAGCAGUGAAGGUGCUGUCCAAGCUGGGCCUGAACGGUGACAAGGACGUAGAGCUGCGGAUUCUCCAGCUGCCUGUAGAUUACAGGGAGGUGAAGCAGAAGGUCACCAGAAUCUGGGAAGAUCUUAAACCGCAACUCGUUGUGCACAUCGGCAUGGACACCUCCGCCAAGGCCAUCAUUCUGGAGCAGUGCGCCAAGAACCGGAGCUACCAGGACGCCGACAUCCGGGGCUUCCGGCCGGCGCGCGGCGAGUGCCUUCCGGAUGGCCCGGAAGUGAUCGCUUCGGAGGUCAGCAUGAAGGCGGUGUGCAAGCGCUUCGCGGUGGAGGGUGUGGAGGUGAUCUUUUCUCGAGAUGCCGGCAGAUUUUACCAAGCCAUGUUUCCUCCCAUCGAAAUGUUGUCCCAAGUCCUAAGGAACAGGCUGGAAGGAGAGGCCAGCGUUGGCCACGAACACGGUCUUCCGUCUUCCACGGAGGAAGCGCAUUCCAAUUGUGUGUCAAACGUCAUGACAUCCCAUAAAGGAGAGCUGGGUGGUCUGGGUCUCGCACAGCUGAAGUUCGACAGUGUCUCCAGAAUGCACCAGCUCCUGCUGCCUCGGGGAAGGGCUGUGUGUACUAAUGUUUUAAUGCUCACAUCAAUUCAAUGAUGUGCCUCAGUGGUUCACGUCACUUCAAGCAGUGUGAGCUGCUGUCAGAAGGAGGUUGCAUGGAAAAUGCCACAACUCAGCUUGAUUAGAUUACUUGGAGCAUACAAAAGAGAAAAAUCAAGAAGAGGUGGGAAAAUCAGCAUAAAAUUAGGCGAGAACUGUGGAUAGAUGAUGCCUUGGGAUAGUCAAGGUGGGUGGUUUGGUCCAGUAAAAUGACUGCACCAUCACACAAGCAAAAUUUUCUUUUAUUUAAGUGUUUCUGAAGCAUUUGUUAUGAUGGGCACUACACUAUUAGUGUUUUCUUUCUACUUAAAGAAAAACCACCUACGUAAAACAAAAACAAAAGGACACCAACAACUCGGACAGUUGAAACAAAACCCUUAUAACCAGUUGAAUGAUCUGUAGAAAUCCAGUUGUGGAAACCGGUAGGUAUGUGCAAAAGAGGAGCGGCCACUAUUCCAAGGGGUCACCUACAGUGUGGAAGAAGAAAACCCUGAUCCAACAGUUAUUUCUCAGUGACCUUACGAUGCCAGGGGCCUUGGGAAAAGAGGGUAGUGUUCUCGCAGUGGAAAGAGCGCUCCCGAGCCUAGCCACAGCGCUAGAACUGAAAGGAACCAUCCCUGCUUCGGGAAAACCCCCACCACCUUUCCCAGAUCGAGUCACCAGUGCCUGUGAGAGCAGCUGCUGGAAUCGGGACACGCGCCCUCCACCCGUGUGAGCAGCAGGAGGACGGGAUGAAGGCGCAGCCCUGGCAGGAGGCGCGCCACCCCCGAAGGAGGCUGGGCGCUGACCACCGGCCCUUUCCAGCCCGAAGGUUUGGUCUCUGUUUUCGCCUGGGGGAAGAGGAGAUGAGGGUGAAGCUGCGGAACAGUCUGGGGUGGGGCAGGGGGACUCCCGUCCUCUGUACUUCCUGAAUGGGACCAGCUGGCAGGUCAGGAACCUCUGCAUUCCCUCACAGGAGGCCUGGCAGACCGAGCUCUCAAUAGGGCUGUUGUGGCUGCACCACUGAACUUGACCCCCAGCGCCGUGAGAGCUCGUCCCCACCUCGGGCAGGCCUGCCCACGGCCGGAGCAGUGACCCAACUCCAAACAUCACACCUUUCUGGGUGGGACUCUAACCCAGAGACUGCCGGCCUGCCCUCCCCACCACCCCACUCCCUGGGUCCUGCCUGCCCUUCAAACCUAGAAGACGAGCGCUCUCCCAAUGACAGAAUCUGUCUGUUGUUGGAGCUGUGCGAAGUCCCUUUCAAAGGCAGAGAGCCAGGGGCGGCCCAGCGGCCUCCCCGGGGCUCGGUCUGCUCGCCUCCCAGCAGAGUGCGGGCGCCCUGGGCCGGGAGGAAGGAAAUCCUAACACCUCACAACCUCUUAGGAAACCAAGUUGGGAGAAGAAGAACGAAGGCAACACAAAACGAGACAUCUCAGGAAAAGGCAAGCUGUCUGACAUGGGAGGAGAGGUGUAUUAGUGUUGCUUUGACCCCGGGAUACAGCCUGACCUCCCCCUGCCUCGCCUGGUAUGUGCAGCCUGUGGUGUGGAUAGAGGUUACUGGUAUCAACGGCAUAUUGUCAGGUGCUGAGAAAUGUGAGAUGUAUUGUUUUGUAUAUAUACACAUAUAAAAAAUAACAGUGAGGUAGAUAAAUGUUUGAAAACCAAAACCAAGAAAAAAAAACCAACAAAAGCAAAAAAACAAAAAAACUGUCCUGUCUUACACACACACACACACACACACACACAAAACCCUUUUCUCAGUAUUUAAAUUCAUAAUGGGGCUUCUCUACAGUGAUUGAAACUGGUAUCACAAAAUAAAUUAAAA
Messenger RNA from Lutra lutra (Eurasian river otter), 2571 nucleotides. It is a transcript of the gene PGPEP1L, whose product is annotated as pyroglutamyl-peptidase I like. NCBI's taxonomy places the organism in Eukaryota, Metazoa, Chordata, Mammalia, Carnivora, Mustelidae. The coding region runs from base 42 to 761 and encodes 239 amino acids. The transcript has 5 exons. The record is from RefSeq and is a predicted model, not a curated record. Gene Ontology annotation, cellular component: cytosol. Gene Ontology annotation, biological process: proteolysis. Gene Ontology annotation, molecular function: pyroglutamyl-peptidase activity.